This is a messenger RNA of Notothenia coriiceps (black rockcod), 1674 nucleotides long. It is a transcript of the gene spint1a, whose product is annotated as serine peptidase inhibitor, Kunitz type 1 a. The record is from RefSeq and is a predicted model, not a curated record. Gene Ontology annotation, cellular component: plasma membrane. The transcript is spliced from 8 exons. Gene Ontology annotation, biological process: epithelium development; epidermis development; extracellular matrix organization. Gene Ontology annotation, molecular function: serine-type endopeptidase inhibitor activity; protein binding. NCBI's taxonomy places the organism in Eukaryota, Metazoa, Chordata, Actinopteri, Perciformes, Nototheniidae. The coding region runs from base 313 to 1659 and encodes 448 amino acids.
AAUUUCACUUCCUGUGUCUCUCAGGUGAGUCACCUUGGCAAAUGUAGUCGAUCGCUCGGUUUUAUGUCGACAUCAAACAGGCUGUUCUCUGGUGAGAGUUUCACUGUAGUAAAGUUCCGCCUCGAGAGCAUUUGGAGAAGUCCUGGAAUAUUUCUGGGUGUAAGGCAUUAGCUGAAGGGUUAUAUUAGAAGUGUUUCGCCCCACUGAGGCCUAAACACCUUGAAGGAAUCGUCUUCUUUAAUAAUAGGCGGUGUUUUUACUUUCGUAUAAACACGAGAUCAGUGGACUACUCGUUUGGGUUACAGGACUAAAAUGAAUUCCCUCCCUAAAGGACACCUGGCAGGGUGUGCGCUCCUGCUGCUGGUGUUUCUCCUGGACUCCACUUUUGGCCAGGCCGGCGAGCAAUGUCUAGCCCAAUUCAAGAGGGGCAAGGAGGAUUUUGUCCUCGAUGGCGACGAGUCUGUGAAAGACGGAGCCACGUUCAUUUCGUCGCCCCAAUUAACUCGAUACAGGGACUGCGUGAGCGCGUGCUGCAAAGAGCUGGAGUGCAAUGUCGCCUUCAUGGAGAGAGGAUCCGAGGAAGGCUUGAUCAAGUCCUGCUUUCUCUUUAACUGUGUGUACAAGAAGAAAUACGCCUGCCGCUUUGUCAGGAAGGAAGGAUACAGCAGUUACAUCCUAGACUCCGUUUAUGAUAGCUACCUGGAACGGGAUGUCCCCACCAAUACUGCCGAUCAGCCGCCUACGGCCAACGGAGGUCAGGACCUAGUGGUCCAGCCUCAGGAUACCGUGACACUGAAUGGCAUAGAGAGCAAAGACGACCAGGGGAUUGUGACCUACCUGUGGCAAAUGGUCACCGCAUAUCCUAAUGCUGUCAUUGAGAAAACCAACUUUGACGACCAGAUUAUGGUGUCCAACCUGACAUCUGGGGUGUACAAGUUCCAGCUGACUGUCACAGACGCCAUCGGCCAAUCAGACUCCACCAAGGUCACUGUCCUGGUCCUCACUCCAGAGCAGUCUGAGCACCACUGCAUGGUUCCAAAGAAGAUAGGGCCGUGUCGUGGGCUCUUCCCUCGCUGGCAUUACAAUGGUGCCUCAGAACAGUGUGAGGCCUUCAACUUUGGGGGCUGCAAGGAGAAUCAAAACAACUAUCUCUCCAAGGAUGAGUGCAUGAUCGCCUGCGCCAGCUCAGAAAAAGGUGGUAAAUCUGGUAGACUUUUGCCAAUUCCCCCAACUCGAGGACAAAGAUGUGGUGAUAGUCCGUGUGCAGCAGAGGAGUUCACGUGUGAAAACAGCUGCUGUUUGGAUCGGGGUCUGGAGUGUGACUCAACCCCACAAUGUUCCGACAACUCGGAUGAGAAACACUGCGCAGAAUACGACAAAAACUUUCGGAUUCUGUUGCAGAUCCCAGUGAAUGAACAAAAAGUGCGCUGCACAGAGCUCCCUGACACAGGGAACUGCAGGGACAGUCUCACCAAGUGGUACUACAACCCCCUCCACAAGGACUGCUUCCGCUUCAACUACGGAGGCUGCCCAGGGAAUGACAACAGAUUUGACUCUAAGGAGACCUGUGCGAGAGUUUGCAGUGGAGUAACAGGUGAAUUGUUAUUUGCCCACUUUACCAAACUACCAUGCUUUCUAAAGGCACAUAAGAUGGUAUAAUUUCCCCACUCUCAU